AGCCACAAAUCCAGCGGCGGAAGAAAAAUUUCGCACGCCGUUGAGAGGAAAAGAAAGGCGAGGUGGUGAUUGAUUGAUGAGAUUUGUUUUUAUGGCUACUAACCUGAAUCUGAGCCCGAACAACCAUGCGAGUUCAUUGCUGCUUCCGGAGAUCGGGCCUGAUGGCCUGGCGCAAGAGUCACCCGUCAUUGCUUACACCGUGAAGAUAAUUGAGGAAGAACAGCUUCAGUUAAGGAAAUACAUUGAUGAAAAUUACUCCAAGAUUCGUGAUGUUGAACGAGAAUUAGUAAAUCUAUCAAUGGAAAUGAAGCUUACUGCUGGACCAAAGAAAGCAGCACUUGAACACAUGCGAAAGAAAAUAGAAAUGUCAACAGAGAGAAUUCGUACUGCUAAACUCAAAGAAGAACAAGCUAAAAAGAAUGAAUUCGCUAAAUCUGUUCUGCAGUUUGUUUCUGUAAACGCUAUUAUGCUACUUCUCGAAUCUCAUUUUUGCUCACUUGGUUCCUACAUGAGGAUUCUUUUGUUGAAUUUUCAUUUCAUGUCGGCUUGGGAAGCUGCAGCUAAAGUUGUGCAAGAUGAGGAAGCAGCGAAACAGAAGCUUUGUGAAGAUUUGAAUAAACUGGUCCAGGAAAGUAGCAACACCCAGCUUUCUAGAUUGGAGGAAUUGAAACGCCGACUGGAGGCUCUGAACCCAAGCAGAUCAUCUUCAUCUGUUUCCUCUGUAAGCUCUAGCGAAAAUCCCAUUUUUCAGGACAAGAAUGUAAUACUCAUGCCGGCUGGUACAACUCAAGAUCCAUCCACUGCUUGUACAUCACAACAUUCCAGUGGAUCAACAAAAACCACAUCUAGUGGAGAAAACACAGCUAUAAAUGGCCAAAACCCACCGAGUUUUAAUGGUGGGGAAGGAAGAGGAAAGAAGAAGAGCUCUACUCAAGGGAGAAUUAAAGGAGUAGGAGCUGUGACUAAGGGUAGGGGUCCUGGCUGGACUGGGGCUGGUUUUGAUAUAGACGGUCGAGGUUGAUUGAGAUACAUCUUUUAUUAUGAAAUUGUGUUUCUGCAUAUACAAUUUGUUCAUUUUUAUUAUUAGAUGGGUUUCUGGCUCUUUGUCAUCCCCACUUAUACAAGGUUAGUAAAGUUCAAUGUUUUGAUUUUUAAUUUUGGUUCGAUGGGUAUUGAUGUUGACCAUUAGUUAUAAUUCAUGAGCUUUUCUGUAAGUAGAUAAGAGAACCAUUUGUGUUAUGCAUUUGUAAGGAUAAUUAUAGAAACUAAACCUGAGGUUGAGGUUUUGUCUGGUCAUGGAAAACUCUCCUUAGUUCCCAAAAAUUUUAAAUGCCCC
Molecule: messenger RNA, 1336 nt
Organism: Striga asiatica
Lineage: Eukaryota; Viridiplantae; Streptophyta; Magnoliopsida; Lamiales; Orobanchaceae
Source: the annotation of a GenBank genome assembly